AUAAGCUAUAUACUAAUUGAAUUGACUUAUCAAAAUAAGUUAUAAGCUAAUAAAGAUAAGCUAUUAACAAAAUUAGAGGUUGUGGCGACGUAGACGAUGAGUUUGUUGAGUUAGGUUAGGUUGAGGUGGAGAUGGAGAAUGAGAAUGUGUGAAUUUGAAGGUUUAAAUUGGAGUUUGCGUGGACACCAUGGUGAUGCUGAUGUAGAGAAGAAGCAAAUAGAAAUGAAGAAUUAAAAUAAGCUAUAGGCUAAUUGAAUUGACUUAUCAAAAUAAGUUGUAAUCUAGUAAAGAUAAGCUAUAAACAAAAUUAGAUUAGCAGACUUGCUUUGAUCGAGAAAGGAAGGGGGAAGACCGUUGGAGGAAACAAUUAUGUCACCAGAGGUUGCGGCGACCUAGAGGAUGAGUUUGUUGUAGUGGUGGGAGGUGAAAGGUGGAUUUAUUGGGAAGAAGAGAGUAGUUGAAUUAGGUUGUGGUUGAGAUGGAGAAUGAGAAUGUGUGAAAUUGAAGCAAAUUGAAAUGAUGAAUCAUUGGUGCUGUGGCGGCGGAAGCUUUGAGUGUUUGUAAAAUAGAAAAACUUUGUUACCAAAGGCAUAGAAUUUUAUCUAAAACAAUUGUAAACUAAUCCAAUUAUCAAACUUAUAAAUUAAUUCUUUAUAUUUACAGAAAAGCAAAUAUCAAGGAUUUCUGCUUGGAUAUUUGUUGAUUUAUGAAUUAGUUCCUUGAGGUAAGUUUAUUCAUUUUGUGCGGUGUCUUGGUUGUAUCUCAUAAUGAAAGUUUCCUUGGCUUUUCCAAAAGCAAAAUCAAAACAAAACAAAAAAAUCAAACAGAGCCUAAAGAGGAGCUAAGCCCAAGUGUCCCCAUAGAUUCCUUCAUAACUAAGAUUACAACCAUGAGAGAAAAAAAAGUGCACACAUUUUCUUUUUACAUGUCAUUGCCUUUAAAAAAAGGAAGGGAUAAAAAAGUACCAAAUGUCCACCAACUAUGAAAGACCAAAAAUCAACACAUCAAACCACCAACGAUUCUACAAUUUCUCAUCAAAAGGUGCAAUGGAGCCUCUGACGAUUUCAAACUCUAAAUUGCUUGAUUGCUGCAAUUGUUUUCAACCUCUAAGUAUUCCUGUCUUUCAGUGUGAUAAUGGUCAUAUCGUUUGCUCUACCUGCUGUCCUAAACUUAGGAACAAGUGUCACAAGUGCUCAUUGCACAUUAGCUCAAAACGUUGUAUAGCCAUUGAGAAUCUAUUGCAAUCUAUCGAAAUGUCAUGUCUGAAUGCAAAACAUGGUUGCAAGGAGAAAAUAAGUUACACCGGAAAUAGGAAGCAUGAAGAAGAAUGCAUCUAUGUACCAUGUUACUGUCCCCUUUCAGGUUGUGACUUUGUUGCGUCAUCAGAAGUGUUGUCCAACCAUUUCAGCCAUAAACAUGGGGAUUCUCAAAUCGAAUUUUCUUAUGGUCACUCCUUCAUUGUCUCCUUGAUGUCUAAUGGUGAAACCAUUGUUCUUCAAGAGGAAAAUGACGGAAAACUAUUUAUUCUAAAUAACAAUACUAUGAGUUUGGGAAAAGCAGUCAAUAUUUGCUGCAUUGGUCCUAACUCUUCUGGGUCCGAGUAUAGUUAUGAUAUAUCGGCUAAGUCUGAGAUAUGCAAACUGAAAUUACAGUCUUUUGCGAAGAACGUCCAACAGUUUACUUUAGCAACUCUUUCAUCAGAGUUCCUUGUGAUUCCAUUUCGUUCUUCUGAACCUCUCAAGCUAGACAUUUGCAUAACCCCCACGAUGCAAAUCUACGUGAUGACCCAAACUGGAAAGGUGAUCCCCAUAGGGGUUAAGAGUUCAGACACAAUAGGCAAUGUGAAGGAGAAGAUUUUCGACAAGAAUAAAGAUUACCAAGUACACGUGCAACGUCUGAUCUUUGCCAGUAAGCAAUUAGAUGACAGCCUGACCAUUGCCAAUUGCAACAUCCAAGAGAGGUCAACCCUCCACCUCGUCAGCCGCCUCAUCGGAGACUAGAUGACCACUGCGCCAUCAUCACCAAUUACUAAAUCCAAAAGCAGGCAAUCAUCCACCUCAUCAUCUGCCACUGUCGGCAACCCUUGUCAUGAAGACAAUCUCCCUAUAAGUAGAGAAAUAAUACAUUACUGUUUUUUCUGUUUUGUCUUGAGCUGUAUAAGAUUUAUGUUCUAUUAAGGAUUUGACUUUGUUGUUUUUGUUUUUUUGCGAUCAAUGUUAAACGGUUGGUAAACUGUAAGUUGCUAAGCCAUAGCGACCGAUUCUGUAACUGCUUUGGAACAAUCGAUUUUGUGACGACUUUUAGAGACUG
Medicago truncatula (barrel medic) is the source of this 2310-nucleotide messenger RNA. RefSeq names its product E3 ubiquitin-protein ligase SINA-like 10. The coding region runs from base 969 to 2000 and encodes 343 amino acids. Gene Ontology annotation, molecular function: protein binding; zinc ion binding. Lineage: Eukaryota; Viridiplantae; Streptophyta; Magnoliopsida; Fabales; Fabaceae. The transcript has 4 exons. The record is from RefSeq and is a predicted model, not a curated record.